Messenger RNA from Radiomyces spectabilis, 861 nucleotides. Its product is annotated as glycosyl transferases group 1-domain-containing protein. The transcript has 4 exons. Gene Ontology annotation, molecular function: mannosyltransferase activity. The coding region runs from base 1 to 861 and encodes 286 amino acids. Lineage: Eukaryota; Fungi; Mucoromycota; Mucoromycetes; Mucorales; Radiomycetaceae. Gene Ontology annotation, cellular component: endoplasmic reticulum. The record is from RefSeq and is a predicted model, not a curated record.
AUGCUUUGGUUCUCUGGAUGCAUUACGCAAUACCCCGACUUUAUUUUUGUUCAGAAUCCUCCUUCGAUCCCUACUUUGGCGGUAGCGCGAAUAGUCCAAUUCUUCCGACAAUCAUGGCUUAUCAUUGAUUGGCACAACUUUGGUUACUCCAUUCUGGGAGUCAAACUGGGUAUGCAACAUCCGGUAGUCAAGUUUGCCAAAUCGUAUGAGCGUUUCUUUGGAAAGAAAGCGUACGCCCACCUUACAGUCACUGAUCGUAUGAACAAAGAAUUGAGUGAAUGGAAAGUCCAAGGAAAGUUAAUCACCUUCAAAGACCGUCCGCAAUCUCAUUUCUCACGGUUGACAAUGGACAAAAUGCAUCAGUUUUUGACCCAAUUCCGCUUGGAAGAGAUUGUUAAACGAGAAACCUUUGAUGCGGCUAAUUUUUUGGGCAAGAUCGAUCCGAAUUCGACCAUUUUGACCGAAAAGUUGCCCAAUGGCGAAGUGAUAUUCCGUGCUGACCGACCGCGAUUGAUUGUGUCUUCCACUUCAUGGACUGAAGAUGAGGAUUUCAGUAUUUUGCUGAAAGCAGUAGAGAACUAUGAACGUGACGCGAAAGAAAGCGAUCCCAAAUUAUUGUUCGUCAUCACCGGUCAGGGUCCUUUGAAAUCCAUGUACGAGGAAAAGAUUUCCAUGAUGAAGCUGAACAAAACGCGUAUUGUAACGGCAUGGCUCGAAAUGACGGAUUAUCCACAACUCCUGGGAAGUGCCGAUUUGGGUAUCUCUUUGCACACCAGUUCAAGUGGCAUGGAUCUGCCAAUGAAGGUUGUUGAUAUGUUUGGAUGCGGUCUUCCUGUGUGUGCUGUUGCAUUUGAAUGGUAA